Messenger RNA from Biomphalaria glabrata, 1920 nucleotides. RefSeq lists its product as uncharacterized. The transcript is spliced from 2 exons. NCBI's taxonomy places the organism in Eukaryota, Metazoa, Mollusca, Gastropoda, Planorbidae. The record is from RefSeq and is a predicted model, not a curated record. The coding region runs from base 473 to 1312 and encodes 279 amino acids.
UCAUUCCUUUGUUCAAGUUUAGCGUCAUAAGAGCAGACACUUAAUUCACAAACAUUUUUUUGUUUAAUACCGUGCUAUUCUCAAUCAAUAAAUCUCUGGUUUACUUACAAUAAUAUACGGGGGUAGUCUAUUACUAUAGAUCAUUCCUUCAAUUUGAUUAUGUAACAUCUGAUGUGAGUCCUUUGGUUGGCCAACGCUCAGCAUUCUAUACUAUUUCCCUGUAACUGUAACAAUGGAAUGACAUUGUCCUAGAUACUAGGCGAAUCGUGUUGUCUUGUUGAUUUCGUUUGGGAUGAACGAGUUUUGUUGGCUCCGCGUAAUGCUUGGCCCCGCCUCUCUCGGUAGUGACAUCCAAGGCCGGUAAUCAAAACUCUUACAUUUAUAUCGUCUGCUUGGUCUAGACUUCUUCAGUCAUCGGUUAAGCAUCAGUGUGUGCUGUAUGUUUGGUUCAUUACCUAAGUUGAAUUAGUGAAUGGCAUCUGUGAAGACAUCGAUUGGUUCGCAUGAGGAGUUGUCUUAUGAAAUCCGUAAUAGACUGUCAGCUAUAUUUAAGUAUAGCAUGAUCGCUCAUAAGAUGAGAUUGAACUUGCCAGACAAUACAAAGUUAGUGCUUCAGUCUCUUGGACAUAGUGGCAGUAAAGCCAACCCAGGACAUCACCACCAGCAGCAACAGUCUACAGCUUUAGAGAAACAUCAACAUUUCACCAGGCGCUACUCCAACCCACAAGGAGAAGAGGUGGAGGACACAUUUGACACAGAGGCCAUUGAAAAGUUUAGAACCACUGUGUCAGACUCCUCUAGAGUCCUUCUGUCUCAGCACCAUAAUACACAGAAACACCUUUACAGGAACUGGGCAGCGUGUAGUAAGGACGACUUUCUCACCCAGGAUUCAUCAUCCACAUCGGCAUCAGGCUUGCCACGCAGGCAGUCCUCACCCAACCUUGCAGGUCUUGGCACUUUGCAAAUUUUGAACACUAGUAAAAGCUUUUGCCUGAGCCCAUCAGAGUCUAGUGUUGACCCAGUCUCACACAGCGGUGCCCUAACAGCCUAUAUAAGUGGCCAAACAGCUGACAGCAAAGCUGUCACCAACUUUGUUAAACAGAUGGAUAAAGAUUCUAAUAAAGAUUCUAACAAACCAAUUAGUCAGAAGCUGACAGUAGAUACCAUUGACUCAUCCCAUUCUGGAGGCUCAGGAUUAGGUAUUCUAGCCCGCACUAGACAGUUUGGGGCCUGGCUGACCAAAGCUACAGAAGGAGAAAAAGUCAAAGUUACAAAAAAAGAUUUGAACGUUUUAGCUCCGAAUUCAUUUUAAAAACAACUUCAGAUCCUGUACACUAAUGUUUCAUCUCUUCAUUUCAUUUCUGAUCCAUCAUUGAUCCAUUUGUAAAUGUUACAUAUAAUGAAAUCUUAGCAUUUUUUUUUUUUUUUUUGUAAAUAUUUUUUUGUUUGCAAUAGUUGCAUCCAGAACUUUUUGUGUCCAACUUUCUCUCCAUUAUUGAUGAGUGUUCAAUGUGUACAAUAAUGUAAGUCUUUCAAACAUUUGUUUCAGAUUUGUAUUUUUACCUCAUUCAUCUGUAGAAUUAGAGAAAUUGCAUUUAAGAAUCCCAUACAUUGGAAUCUCAAAGUAGUUUUACAAAAAUGUACAUAAAAAUGCAAGUCUAUGAGAAACAAAGUCAUUGCCAUAUUUACAAUGCUCUAGUCCUUGGCUUGAAAUAGUGCAACUCCAUUUCAAAAAAUAAAAUCUUUACACCGACUUUUGUGUGGUCCACUAUGACACAGUCUGUGCCAAGAUCUGCUAACAUAAAAAACAUUGCAUCUUUGAACUUAUUUGCUAUAUUAAAAUAACUUUAUAUAUAUGUACAUGUAUAUAUGUGAAUUUUGUUUAAUAAAUCUGUUAAAUUAAAAAAAACAACUGGUUAG